CGUCGGUCGCCCGGGCAACCCAAAUCGACAACAAACUUAAAGAGGAUAAGUUAUCAGAAAAUUCACAAGUAACGACCACGAGAGUUUAAACACAUGCUGUAUUUAAUGGUUUAUUUUCAAGUAGCAGUGAAUUGGCUACAAACUCUUUCAAAAACAGAGUUCUGACACAUCGCAGAGGUUAGAUGUAAGUCAAAAAAAGGGAAACUUUUCGGCCUUAUGAGUGAGGUCUGUGUCCGGGUGGCGGUCCGUAUCCGUCCCCUGCUCCGCAGAGAGCUCCUCCACCACCACAAAGUCUGUGUCCGGGUGGUGCCGCCGGGCUCCGCGCAGGUGAUGCUCGGCUCGGACCGCCUCUUCUCUUUCGACCACGCGUUCGGACCGACUGCCAGCCAGGAUGAGGUGUACGAGUCCUGCGUCCAGCCCCUGGUGGAGUCCCUGCUCGACGGAUACAACGCCACCGUGUUUUCUUACGGACAAACGGGGUCUGGCAAGACGUACACACUGGGAGGCGGAAGCCAGGAUGAAGGAGGAAUUAUUGAGCGUGUAGCCCAGCAUGUGUUUUUGUUGCUGGCGACGCAGAAGAACAAUGAAAGUGUGGAAGCCAUGGUGCGGGUCUCAUACAUGGAGCUGUACAGAGAGGAACUACGCGACUUGUUGGACAUGAACACCAAUUAUAAAGAGCUUCACAUCAGAGAUGAUGAAAAGGGGAACACAGUUGUGGUUGGUGCCCGAGAGAUGGUUGUCACCUCAGCCGAAGAGCUGCUCAGUGUUGUUGAGAUGGGAAACGCCCUUCGUCACACUGGCGCAACAGGAAUGAACGAGCACUCCAGUCGCUCUCACGUGAUCCUCACCCUUCAGGUCAACAUCUGUUCUCAAAGCAACAACAACCCAUCUUUAAAGUCAGUGCGGUCGUCCAAACUCUGCCUGGUGGACCUGGCAGGCUCAGAACGUGCUGGCAAAACUGAAAACACUGGAGCACAAUUCAAGGAGUCUGCACUCAUCAACACAGGCCUGCUUGCACUCGGUAAUGUUAUCCGCGCCCUCUCCGACCGUCGGCGAUGUCGACGUGGCAACAGCUGCAGCGGUGCACAUGUACCAUACCGUGAUGCCAAGAUCACUCGUCUCCUCCGGGACUCGCUGGGAGGCAACGCCCACACGGUGGUGGUGGCAUGCGUGAGCCCGUCCCACCACUUUGUUGCUGAGACUCUGAAUGUACUUCAGUUUGCAUCCAAGGCCCGUCACAUUCGCAACUGUCCAGGACCGGCACCCCCUCUAACAGAUAUUAAAUCAGACCCUAACACCUGGCAAUCCGGUGAGGCUCGACUCAGGGAGCUGGAGUACGAAGUUGAGACACUGAGAGAGCUUCUGAAAGAGAAGGAGAAAGACAUGGAAAGGGAGAAAACAGGAAGUUCAGGUGGAGAUGAGGAUGGCUUCAAACUGCCCAGUCAGAUGAAUGUAUCCAAACUGGAUAAGAGGUUGAACCAAGGCAAAGCUGGCCAGUAUCUCCUUUUGGCAAAGGAAGCUGCAACCUUGCUUGCAAAUCUCUCCGAAGCAUCUCCAAGUGAUUUGUUCAGGCAGAAUAUGCAAGACUGGCAGGAGAGACUGGCAGCUGUCAGUCAGUCACAUCAGACAGACAAUAUAGACUGUUCAGAGGGGGCUGGAGACCAACCUCCACAUAUAGCCUCCUUAAAACUGAGAGGAGAUCUCAGCAAGUGUCAGGAAGCUCUUAAAGAAAAGGAACAUCAUUUAGAGCAAAAAGAUGAAGAACUGAGACGGAUUCAAAAAGAAAUUGAGAAACUGCUUGAAGAAAGAAGAACCCUACUAUUAGCUUUAGAGGAAGAGAAUGAACGUUCUCGAAUACAGACAGAACAACUGGUGAACAAGCAGAUUCUGAUUGAUCGCCUUCGCAGCAACCUCAUGGCUGUUCCUGGGAUGACUCCAGGGGCAUCUGGAGAAGCAAGUCCUUCUGGGAACUCAUGCACGAGACCCCACAGUGUCCCUCUGAUUAGACACAGCUCUCUACACCAUACCAGGAAGAUUCAUUCCAGUCCUCCCGCCUGUUCGCUGGAGAGGGUGAUGGCAGCUUUUAGGAUGCGUGGUCAUCUCCUGCUGGCUGAGAUUGAGGAAAAAGAUGAAGUCUACUGUCCAUUCAUUACACAACAGGCAGAAAGCGAAGAAAGGAGUCGAAAUAAUUAUGAAGAGGAGGAGAUGGAAAUGGAGGGAUCUAUGUGCAGAAAGAAAUUUAGGCAUUCCUUAAAUCGAACAUGGACAAGCUGGGAAAAGAAACUACUACUAAAACCCAAAAGCACUGGACUGGAACUGGAUAACGGGAAGACAGCAGAGCAGGAGUCUGAUCAGAUCGCAGACACAAAAGAAAACCUAAUGAAGAAGGUAAGACGAUGCAGCAAUGCUGAAAGAAGAAUCCAUGAACUGACAGUCAACAUGCUCAUGAAGGAGGACCUCAUCAAAGAACUUGACAAAACCGAAAGGGAAACAAAAGUAGUGGACAGAGAUGAUACAGGAGAAGGGAAAAUGUUGGAAAGACUGUCCAUGCAGAGCCAGCAGAUUCGAGCAGAGGUGUACCACAGCCUUCAGAACAUGAGACAGGCGCGAGCAAAGCUUCAGAGGAGCCUCAGGGAGUUGGACGAUACAGCUGAUAGCAACAGAAAACUCUAUCAAGAUAAGGAACAACCUUUGGAGAGUUCAGCUGUCCCUAAAGGCUGUCACCAGGAAGCGCCAGGCAGUACGCUGCACGACAGCAGUUGGCUUGAAGAAGAGGAGGAACGGGUCAUUCAGAAGAGGGCACAGCUGCAGGAGCUGGAAGAAGAGCUGAAGAGAAAAGAGGAGGUGCUGCAUCACAGAGAGGCCUGUUUGCAACAGAAAAACAAACUCGAGAUCAAGAUGCUGCAGUCCAGUCAGGCUUUGAGUCGAGACCUGCUGCAUGUGUCCGUUCAGUUGGAGUUUGUUGAAGAGCAGCUGCAGAGCCAGAACAGUGUGAGAAAAACCAGAGGAGUUACAAUCGGGGGGCUGGAGAAAGAGAGGGACACGCUGAAGAUGAGAAGAGACACUCUGGAAGCCCAGCUGAGGGACAACAGGGUGCUCACUGUGGAGGAGGAGCAUUCCCUUCUCCAGCUGGAGGAAGCUAUUGAGGCUCUAGAUACAACUCUUGAGUUUAAAAACCACUCCAUCCAGGACCAGCAAAAGCACUUGUUAGUUAGAAACUCACCUCUGCAUGAGUCAAAAGACACAGAGCCUGCUGAACACGCUGACAUUACCAGGAAGCUGAAGAAGCUCUCAUUACCUGAGGCCAUUGAGCAGCUGAUCAAAUAUUUCAACAAGGUUGUUUGUCUGCGAGAGGCGGAGCGCCGUUUACAUUUGCAAUGUGAAGAGCUGGAGCUUCAUGCAGGAGAGCAGGAGGCAGCACUAAGGGAGAUGGAGGCAGCUAUGCAGCGUUUAACCCUCGACGCAGACCGCAGGCUCACCCAGCAACACAGGGACCAUCAAAACAUCAUUCAGCUGCUACUAAAGAAACUUAAAGAGGGGGUAUCAGGAGAGGCACAACAACAAAUACAAGAUAGAAUCCAGCAUCUGGAGAAAGAGCUGUUUUUCUACAGAAGCUCCAGUCGCCAGCUGAAAAAGAAGCUCAAAGACGUUUUCAGUGACACUGACAAUCAAUCCCCCUGCACACAAGAGAGCAGACAGAGGCAGGACACUCACAUACCUGUAGGUAGGAAUAAACCAAAAACAUACUGCGAGGAGGCAGGAAAAACGACACAUAUUUCAACCACAUACACAAAAAUAUAUACUGAGCAAACAGAUGCAAAAGAUCUCACACCAUCACCUUCUGUCAUCCAACUACUCCCGAAGACGAAAACCUCUGAAAACAGUAAGGUACUUUCACAGUCCAAUGAAAGGAGUACAAGAGGUCAGCCUGUGCGGAGUUCAGAGAUGACACCUGUCAGACUGUGUCGCAGAGAGCUGAGAGAGAUUCCUGCAGCUGACCUGCAGCUCUAUGGUUCUGCCACUAGGAGGCACCAGUCUGCCGUUAAUUCAAGCUAUGAGUCAAUGAUGGAGGACUCCAUAGAAGUGCCCAGAAACACGUGAUUACUUUCUUUAUUUUCUGUCUGCAAGUGUCUGUAGCAGAUUUCAAGUGGAUGAUAUUAAGGGUUCUGUUGUGUAGAUAAGUGAUUAAAAAAAAACACUGAAUACAUUGUUCCAUUUUUGAAAGAUCACAAAACAUUUCAAAUGAAAAGAAUGAAUUGAGCAUCUAAAAAAAUAAGAACUGUCUGCAAAGAGAAUGUACUUACUGUGUUUCGGUUGAUUUUAUAUAAAGGUAAAAAGUUUUUUUUUUAUUAUUAUUUGUUAACGAUACAUUUUUAAAUAUUGCAAAUAAUCAAAUAUUGUACAGCACCACUCUUUCUAUUAUUUGUUCCUUUGGGAUGCAUAACUAUAAGCUCUUGUCCAGGGCAGGACUUACAUGUGAAAUAUUUAUGUAUGAUUUCCUAAAUGUGUUAAAUUAGGUUAACGAUGCAAAAGUAAGCACUUUUCUGAUUUUGCUUCUCAUAUAUACUAUAUCAUAUAUUGUAUUAUUAUCUUUAUAUCAUUGCUAAUCUCAGUUUCCAUUGUUACUAUACACUGUUUGUUUUCACCUGUUCACUACAUGAUUAUCUCUUCUUUAUAUGCAGGUCUAAAAUAAACAUGUAUUUAUGUUUUUUUUUACUAACUUAUUAAAGUCAGUGAGAA
Messenger RNA from Girardinichthys multiradiatus, 4740 nucleotides. Its product is annotated as kinesin-like protein KIF27. Gene Ontology annotation, molecular function: ATP binding; microtubule binding; microtubule motor activity. The coding region runs from base 217 to 4101 and encodes 1294 amino acids. Gene Ontology annotation, biological process: microtubule-based movement; mitotic spindle organization. The transcript is spliced from 15 exons. NCBI's taxonomy places the organism in Eukaryota, Metazoa, Chordata, Actinopteri, Cyprinodontiformes, Goodeidae. The record is from RefSeq and is a predicted model, not a curated record.